AAUAUAGCUACAUGCAAUUCAUUUGUUAAUAUCGUGGACUGUUGAUAUUUUGUAUAAUUCUUGUUUAGAAUAUCACUCAUAAUAGACCAAUCAAAAACAAUAAAAGACUAGUAUUCUUGUUAGUCUAAAUUGUCAAUUUUCGAGUCAUCUUUUCCAUACCAAACUAAUCUCCAUGGACUUAGAAUAGUAUCUGAUCAGUGGAUACAACAAAACUAGCUCUAAUACUGAUUCCAUAUGCUGCUUUGGCAAAUAUGAGUUCGGCUUCUGCUUCAGGUAUUUGUCUUUCCCCACUUGUUUCUUAGCAGUCAUUUAUUUAUACAACAGUGCAGUUUGAAGUUGGAUAUUCAUUUUUGGGUAGUAGUUUAAGCAAAUAAUUUGUUAGGGAUAAAAGUUAUAGCAAAUAAGCUGGGAUUUUUGUUGAAGUCUAAGGUUCUUCAUUUACAUGCUUGUGGAAAUUUGAUAUUGCAUCUGUAUCUAAUGCAACAUGUUCAAACUCAGAACUACUAGGUAAAGCAGACUCUGAUACCAUGGUAGCUAAUUGUAUGAGCUAACUAAAAGUUCAAAGAAAUUAUUUGGGAUCAAGCGGACAGUUCAUAAUUUCUCCAAUACUUCAUUUGGAUUACUUAUGGAUAAGAAAAUGAUUUCAAAAACGCAAUUUGUUUAUCCUGUUCUCCUUCUGAUGUUCUCAUGCCACAUCCUGAAAUACAGUAAUGCUGAAACGGACACAAUCUCACGAGGGCAAAACCUCAGUUCCUCAGAAACUAUAGUAUCAGCUGGUCAAAUGUUUGAACUAGGAUUUUUUACCCCUGGCAAUUCGAUGAAUUACUAUGUGGCAAUUUGGUACAAGAAUAUCUCGGAACCAACAGCUGUUUGGUUAGCAAACCGAGAUUAUCCCUCCACUGCUUCUGCAGUUCUCAGCAUUAGUGUUGAUGGGAACCUAGUGAUUAGGCAAGAUCGGAUAAUUUACAUGGUGACAGAUAUAGCAUCUAAUGGAAAUGUGAGUGCUACACUGUUGGAUUCAGGAAACCUUGUUGUGAGAGAUGAGAAAUCUAAUAUCUUAUGGCAGAGCUUCGAUUUCCCUACGCACACUUUCUUGCCUGGGAUGAAACUUGGAUAUGAUAAACGGAAUGGAAAAUGUUGGUCAUAUGUCUCUUGGAAAAGUGCUAAUGACCCUACUCAUGGAAAUUUCACCUUGAAAAUGGAUUCCAGCCAAGAAAAGCGGGUUAAGAUCUUGAACGGUGAUGAAAUGUACUGGAGAUCUAGGCCUUUGGAAGAUGAUAACAUGUACAACUUUAACUUUGUUUCUGAAUUUGACAUCACUUAUCUCACUUACGACCUCUAUAGGAAAGACAUGAUUAGUAGAUUUAUGAUUGAUGCAACGGGACAGUUAAGACAAUAUGUAUGGUUAGAAAAUAAGUGGGAUCUGUUCAACUCCCAACCUAGACAACCGUGCGACGUUUAUGCUUAUUGUGGUGCCGAUGCAAGCUGCACCAAUGAUUUAUCACCAUAUUGUAGCUGUUUACCUGGAUUUAAACCUAGAUUACCCGAGUCUUGGAAGGAUGGAGUUCAUAGGGAUGGGUGCUCAAGGAAAACUGAUUUGCAAUGUGGCAACAACACUAAUAUCAAGGGUGCAGGAGAUGGAUUUCUUAAGCUGUCUAACAUAGUAGUACCAAAGGAACAGCUGAUUCUAGAGGUUCAGAGUAUUGGUGAGUGCAGGUCAUCCUGCUUGAGUAACUGUUCCUGUACCGGUUUUUCGUAUAUCAAUCAAAAUUGCUCCAUCUGGAUCGGUAAUCUUAUUAACGUGCAGCAACGCUCAGCUGAUGACAUUUCUGGAACAGAUUUUUUCCUCAAACUAGCGGCAGCAGAUUUGGAAACUGGAAGGAAUAAGAUAAAGCAAUCAAUUAUUAUAUCGGUGACCGUUUCUGUGACAAUUCUUUCUUUAGCCCUGCUCAUUUGGCAAGUGAAGAUGAAAAAGAACAAAAGAAAAGGUGAGGACUUGUUAUCAUUUGAACUUAGUAUUAGCCCAGCGCCUACCAAACAUGAACAAUUGAAGGUAAAACGACAACGGAAACUUAAGAAGGAAGUGGAGAUUCCAAUAUUCAGCUUUUCUAGCGUGUCUGCUGCUACCAAUAACUUCUCCUUCUCAAAUAAACUUGGAGAGGGCGGUUUUGGACCUGUAUACAAGGGAACAUUACUAAAAGGGAAUGAAGUAGCUGUAAAAAGGCUCUCAAGAAAAUCUGGACAAGGUUUGGAUGAGUUAAAAAAUGAGGCAACGCUCAUGGCCCAACUACAACACAAGAAUCUUGUGAAACUUCUUGGUUGCUGCAUUGAAGGAGAUGAAAAGAUUCUUGUCUAUGAAUAUUUGCCAAAUAAGAGCUUAGACAUUUUCCUCUUUGGAACCAAAAAAAUGUUGACACUACCUUGGGGAACUCGAGUUGGAAUCAUUGAAGGGAUUGCUCAAGGUCUUCUUUAUCUGCAUCAGUAUUCCAGGCUACAAAUUAUUCACAGGGAUUUGAAGGCCAGCAACAUUUUGUUAGAUGAAGACAUGAACCCCAAAAUUUCAGACUUUGGGAUGGCAAGAAUUUUUGGAGGCAGUGAACCACAAGCUACUAAUCGAAUUGUUGGGACUUAUGGCUACAUGGCUCCUGAGUAUGCUUUGGAAGGUGUCUUCUCUGUCAAAUCAGAUGUCUUCAGCUUCGGUGUUUUGUUGUUAGAGAUUUUAAGUGGCAGGAGGAACACUGGUUUCUAUCAGAGCAAUUCUCUCGAUCUUCUUGGAUAUGCAUGGGAUAUUUGGACAAGCGGAAGGCCUCUGGAGUUGAUGGAUCCUGCAAUGAAAGAUGUUUCUUCUGCCAAUGCAGCAAUUAGGUACAUUAAAAUUGCACUUCUUUGUGUUCAAGAACGUGCAGCGGACAGACCAACCAUGCCUGAUGUUGUCUUGAUGCUGAGCAAUGAACUUACCUUCUUACCUUCUCCAAAGCAACCAGCUUUCUCAAAUGUCAGAAGUAUGGUAGACUCAAUCCACAAUUCAAGUCAGAGUCAGCCAGAGAUUUUCUCUGAAAAUAAACUAACAAUCUCAGUUGUAAAUGCUCGAUGAAACUUUGAACUUGUUUAGUUAUUUUUUCCUUUCAUAACCAAAAUGAGAUGUUUUCAGAACACCAAGAAGA
Molecule: messenger RNA, 3164 nt
Organism: Durio zibethinus
Lineage: Eukaryota; Viridiplantae; Streptophyta; Magnoliopsida; Malvales; Malvaceae
Source: RefSeq, a predicted model, not a curated record